UUCCCAUUUUUGGACCCUCUGCCUAUCUCUGACUUUUCAUGUCCAAUCUUUGCGUUCUUAUCUUUGUGUUCAACAAGUUAAAAAAAAAAUAAUAAUAAUAAUUUGAGAUUGAAAAUACUUCUUCUCUUCUUGGUCUCUCUCAUAACACUUUGUUUCAGUCCUAUAAAAACAACCUGUGUUUUCUUUGAAUUGGGUCAUCUUUUUGUUUAACACUAAAUAUAAAAAAAAAGUAUCUUUUUUUUUUAAUUUUGAUUCCCACUUUUUGGAUUCUUUUUUCUCAAUAUUGGAUUUGGGAUUUGCUUGAAUGGUGGGGUUUUGUUUCUUUCCUUCUCUAUUCGUUUCCUGAUUCUAUUGAAGUAAAUUCUCUUUCUUCUUUCAAAUACCAUUUCUUUUAUUCCGGGGUUUCUUUUCUCUUUUUGUUUCUCCUACAUUUGAAUAAAGUUUUCUUUUUAAUAUUAAGAUUUUGGUUUCGAACACCCACAUGCAUGUUCUUGUGGUUUGUCUGAUCUGGAUUGGAUCACAAGGGUCGGGUCCUUAGUGUUCCCUAUCAACUUCCGGGGAAAUGGAAAGAAAAAUAGAGAGAGAAAGAUAGCUUUUUUUUUUUGGGUGGUGGGGUUGAGUGCCUGAGUUCUCAAUCUUGGUCUCAAAGAAGAGUAAGAAGAAGAAGAAGGGGGAAGAGAAGAGAAGAGAAUAAGAAGGUGAGAUUUUUUUUUUCUUGUUCCUCGACUCUUGGAUGCUUGCCUUGGGCCCACCUAAGAUACUUUUCUUGUGCUUCCAAUCUGGUGUCAACUGUUUCUGUUCUCCUUUUUGUUUGUUUUGCUUGUGGUGUCGUGCCUUUUGGGUGGUAAUCUGAAUUGAGUUUGUUUCUUUUCCGGGUAACGUUUAAAGGAAUAUCUCAAAUUUGUGAACUGGGUUUGUCUCCAACUCUUGAUUUGAUGCUCAGAACUUCGAUACAAUUUCUGGGUUUUCGAUUUUAGUUCACGGUGUUUGAGAAUUCAAUAUUGGGUUAGUGAUUAUCCAUCAGUUUUGGAUGAUUCAACUGGGUCUUUGUUCUUCUGCACAUUAAAUCGCCCUCUGUAGCAUAUUGAUACGUAUAUAUAUAUAUACAUAGAUUCUCCUGAGGCAUGGCUGGUAUUGAUGUUUCGAAGUAUGCUCAUAGCCCUGUUCAUAAGGCCAUAGCCAUGAGGGACUAUGCCGGUCUCAGGAGGAUACUGGCUAGUUUACCACGUCUUUGUAACCCAUCUGAGGUUCGUACAGAGGCCAUUUCUUUAGCUGAGGAAGAGAAGGCUGAGGCUAUUUCUGCUGCUAUUGAUCGCCGGGAUGUUCCUAACCGUGACACACCUCUUCACUUGGCUGUAAAGCUUGGUGACCUGACUUCUACCGAAAUGCUCAUGGUUGCCGGCGCAGAUUGGAGCUUGCAGAAUGAAAGUGGUUGGAGUGCACUACAGGAAGCUAUCUGCAAUAGGGAAGAAGCUAUUGCCAUGUGUAUAGUUAGGCAUUACCAGCCUCUGGCUUGGGCAAAAUGGUGUAGAAGGUUGCCCCGAUUGGUGGGGGCUAUGAGAAGGAUGAGGGACUUUUAUAUGGAAAUUACAUUUCAUUUUGAGAGUUCUGUAAUCCCUUUCAUUUCUAGGAUUGCCCCUUCUGACACUUACAAGAUUUGGAAAAGGGGUGCAAAUUUGAGAGCAGAUAUGACUUUGGCAGGUUUUGAUGGAUUUAGGAUUCAACGUUCCGAUCAGAGUAUUGUUUUCCUUGGUGAUGGUUCUGAAGAUGGCAAAGUCCCUCCUGGAUCACUCUGUAUGAUCUCACACAAGGAUAAGGAGGUGAUGAAUGCUUUGGAUGGUGCUGGUUCACCAGCAACUGAAGAAGAGGUUCGCCAAGAAGUGGUAGCAAUGUCCCAAACUAACAUCUUCAGGCCCGGGAUUGAUGUAACUCAGGCAGUUCUUUUGCCUCAGUUGACUUGGAGGCGACAAGAGAAAACAGAGAUGGUUGGAGCAUGGAGGGCAAAAGUGUAUGAUAUGCAUAAUGUAGUUGUGAGCAUAAAAUCUAGGAGGGUUCCGGGGGCUAUGACCGAUGAUGAGUUUUUCUCAUCUUGCAAUGACAAUGGACCAGAUAGUGAGGAGAUUGAUGAUAUUUUGACUGAGGAGGAGAAGAGACAACUUGAGGUUGCACUUAAGUUGGAUUCCUCAGAAUUGCCUGUUGAGAAUGGUGAUGGGAUUAUUGGGCAUCGCCAUAGCUGUUAUGAGCAGAGGGAUAUCAAUAUAGAAGAAGUCAAUGGUUGUAGAACUGUAGAGAUUAAACAAGAAAAGAAAGGAUGGUUUGGUGGAUGGAGGAAAAAGGAUACUAAAAUUGAAGGGCCAAAAAAAAUUGCCCCUCCAAGAAAUUCUCUUUGUGUAGAGGAGAAGGUGAGUGAUCUGCUUGGGGAUUCUCCAUCUAGAAAUCAGAUUAAGCCAGGUAGACAUUCUGUGGAGAUUCAUAUGAGGGGGGAUGAGCACCGAAGAGUGAGGGAUACCAAAGCUUCGUCUUCCACAACCACAAGUUCUGAGAACAGAAAUCGCCACAAGGAUGCAGGUCGGGAGAAUGAGUAUAAAAAGGGAUUGAGGCCUAUCCUCUGGCUUUCUCCAAACUUUCCACUUCAGACAGAGGAGCUAUUGCCAUUGCUUGAUAUCCUAGCGAACAAGGUUAAGGCAAUCCGUCGAUUGAGGGAACUUCUAACAACAAAACUUCCUUUGGGAACCUUCCCUGUCAAGGUUGCCAUUCCCGUUGUUCCUACCAUCAGAGUAAUGGUGACUUUCACAAAGUUUGAAGAGUUGGCACCGGUGGAUGAAUUCUCAACGCCCCCGUCAAGCCCUUCUGCUGUUGGCAGAGAGAGCCCAGCUGCAUCGCAGCCUUCCAGUUCAUCCUGGUUUCAGUGGAUAAAAGCUCCUUUACACCGCUCUACCUCAUCCAACGCCAUGUCCAGCAGUAGGAUAGAAACUAUCCAAGAUCCGUUUGCAAUUCCCUCAGAGUACACUUGGGUUACAGCUGAAGCCAAAAAGAAGAAGAUGCAAGAGAGGAGCAAGUCAAAGAAAGCAAAGAGUCAAAACCAAUGAUAAUACCACCGUUGGAGAUUGAAGGCCUAAAUGUGUAAUAGAGGAUCUGGUUCACUUAAUGAACGCCUCAGAUACCAAGUAGGGAAUAGUGUCUCAUAAAUUCAUGAAUUUGUGAUAGAAGUAAAUGAUUCCUUCUUUUCAAGAAAAAAAAAGGUAGUAAAUCAUUGUGGGGUUGGCUGAAAAAGGGAAAAAGAAAAAAAAAGUUGAUAUGAUGAUUCUUGCAACAAAUGCUUUUUGCAUUUGCUAAAUGUGUACACAAUUUGGAAUGCUUAGAAAUGCUCCGGUUUCAUACAGAGUUUAUUUAUUUAAUUCUUAUUAUA
This is a messenger RNA of Humulus lupulus (European hop), 3409 nucleotides long. RefSeq lists its product as uncharacterized. The record is from RefSeq and is a predicted model, not a curated record. Lineage: Eukaryota; Viridiplantae; Streptophyta; Magnoliopsida; Rosales; Cannabaceae. Gene Ontology annotation, cellular component: cytoplasm. The transcript is spliced from 2 exons. Gene Ontology annotation, molecular function: protein binding. The coding region runs from base 1125 to 3089 and encodes 654 amino acids.